GAGCCACGCGGGAGCCCCUCCUCUCCUUCCCACUCAGUUGCCAUCCCUACAGUUGCCCCCUCCCCCAGGCAGGCCAGGACUCUCCCAACAAAACCAGUCCCAGCAGAAAAAGCCCGGAGAAAGCCAGUCGGCUGCAGGCAUGUAAUACAUAGGGACACAGUCGGCUGGUACACCUUGGACCUCCUGGGACAGCUGAGAGACUUCGCCACUGAGAAUACAGACCUCCCAGGGUACCAUGAGCACAGGGGGCUCCACCUUCCCCAGCUCUCCAACCUUCUUUAUGACUCCUAUCACUUCUGGGACUUACACCCAGGCUGCUGACCCUGUACCGGUUCUCAUCGCCCUGGCCUGCAUUUUUCUGCUGUUGGCCUCUUGCCUGCUCUUCAUGAUACUGUGUAAGCCAGCUGCCCUGGACCCUGGUCGUCAAGGGGCCCGGGAAUGCAUGCCACAUCACCCAGUAAGCCCCAGUGAGCCCAGGCUCCGGCUCUGGAAGCGCCUGGGCUCGCUACGCCGUUCUCUGCACAGCUUCCGGAGAGGCAGGCCUGCUGUCCAGCAGUGUCCCCUGCCGGGCCUUGAUGACCACCAAGGUGACUGUGACUUCACUGAAGCCACCAAGAUGUGAUACAGUGCUCAUCCCCACACAGGCUCACCUAAGACCAUCCUAUCUCCGAUGGAGCCUGGCAUCACAGGCUGUAGGAUAGUGAUACCCUGGACCCCUAUAUCACCCCGAUAUUUCCCUGUGUGUCCAGUCCAGACUCUGGCAGCCCCUGCUUCUGCUUACUAACAGGCCCUUGGCUCAAAAUACACACAGGCCUCUAGACCUUUACUCUGCGGCCCCGAGGUAUAACUUGGGGCACCACAGCACCCUCUUUGGGAAGCUAGGUAUCUACUGAUCACAGGAAUAGCCCUCUCUGCACCUCCAGAAGCCUUGCUCAUCUUCUGAAGGCCCAGCUUAGAACAGCUGCUGAAAGGUCCAGACAUCUCAACCAAGUGGGAUGUUUGCUUAGCCUGGGUCUACACUAGCCUGCAUCUGUGUUAACCUAGUACCCCAGAGAAAGGGACCCAGGGAUCCUUUUCUUGACCUUCCUGCCCCUUCUUGUGGACCUGGUUGGUUGCCAGCCAGGGGCCUGGCAAGUAUCAACUUGUGAACCUGGGAACCUCCUUUGUGGCCUCCUGUCAAGACAGAGUGGGAGGGCCUGAAGACAUUAGCCUACAGAAAAAGUUUCCUAUGUGCUGAGUGUGGUAGUUCACACUUAGGUAAUCCCAGCAUGUAACAGGGCUGAGGCAGGAGGAUUGUUCAAGGUAGCCUGGCUAUAACGUGAAAUCCUAAUUCAAAUGAAAUCAAAGCAAGUUGGACAAACAAAUAAAAAGGAGACUUUUGUCCAAGGCUAGAUGGAGGCCGUAUUGCUGGGAUAGGAGGCUGGUCACUACCAGUACUGGAGGGGAUGCUACCUGGACUCCGAGGAUGGUACCAUGUCUCACUAGGAAAGAGGUGACCUCUCUCAGAUAGCAUGGACCAGACCUCUCAGGACAUCGGUAGGAUCAAGACUGGCUGGCACUAGCUGUGUUCUAUGUGUUAUGGCAACGACUUCAUCAAAUGACCCGUCGAAGCUGGCCUACUGCAGUGUGGUGUGGGCAGCUGGGAAUCUCAGCCUUCUGUCCCAUCUUCCACGGCCAAGGCCUUCUGCUACAUCUCAGACUUGAAGAUUGGGCAGAGGGAACCUAAGAUGCUUAGGUCUUGUCUCAGAGCUGCACACCCCAACUUGCUGUGACCCAGAGUAAAGUCACCCAAUAUUACCAAGGACUAAGCUCUGGUUUUGCUGUUCCCUAGAUCCAGAGCCCUCACUGGCUCCCUUAGCCCACUGGAUGUACCUAGAUCGAGACACCGGAAUGAGACAGUAGCUACAAUUUAUCUGCCUAGCCUCAUCCUGACCAGACACUUAAGGCAACUGAACGAUCUGCCCUCCCUGUCUAUGGUUUAAGCUUUGCUGGCACCUGUGUUGUGAAGCCUUCUUUGUUUUGCAAUAGAACUGCCCUUCCGUCUGGA
Molecule: messenger RNA, 2047 nt
Organism: Onychomys torridus (southern grasshopper mouse)
Lineage: Eukaryota; Metazoa; Chordata; Mammalia; Rodentia; Cricetidae
Gene: C18H10orf105
Product: chromosome 18 C10orf105 homolog
Exons: 2
Coding region: 236-622 (128 amino acids)
Source: RefSeq, a predicted model, not a curated record